Molecule: messenger RNA, 1456 nt
Organism: Oenanthe melanoleuca
Lineage: Eukaryota; Metazoa; Chordata; Aves; Passeriformes; Muscicapidae
Gene: RNF186
Product: ring finger protein 186
Exons: 1
Coding region: 346-1266 (306 amino acids)
Biological process (GO): protein ubiquitination
Molecular function (GO): ubiquitin protein ligase activity
Source: RefSeq, a predicted model, not a curated record
GCACUGUUUAGAGAACAACAAAAUUGCUUUCAGCUGAGAGGGUUCUAAUUUAAUAAUAAUGGUAGUGUCUGGCUGUCAGAGUAAUCUGCUCAUGCCAUGGAGUCUGCUUCUGGACAGGAAUUACCCACUGAUAUUAUCAGUUGUUGUAAACUGUCUUGGCUGAGAAAUCAAUCAUUAACUCUGGUCCCCAUGUCAUAAAAACAUCGUAUUGUAAGAGCACGACUCGCUUAAGGCUCUCACUAAUCAAUCAGGCAUACAGCAGGAGUACAGCAACACAUAAAAGGAGCCAGAGACUCGGGAAAUCCGUCAGCUAAGGGGAGACGAGCUGCACUGAGGUUUAUCUCCAUGGAGAAACUCACUGGCAAGCCAAACAAGGAAAACAGAUCGUCAGCUGCUGGAGCACUGCAGGCUGAGGCAGACAGUCCUGCACCCGCGGCUGGAGGUGCUGCAGAAAUGAGCAGAGCAGGAUCCAUAACACAGAACUCAAAACACAAGAAGACAGUGGGAUUCACUGAAGAGUGUACUGAAGAAAUGGAGAGACCUUCAGGAACAGAGAGAGACAGUCCUGCUGCUUCUGAACCAGCAGUUUUGCAACAAGACUCUCCAAACUCAAGGCCACUUGCUGUGCCAAUGAGCACAAACUCUCCCGAAAUGAGCAUGUUGGAACUGAACCCCCAGUGCUCAGACACAGCCACUCUGGAUAUGGACUGCAUGAUCUGCUUCAACAAGUACAGCAUCUACAGAGUCCCAAAGCUCCUGGACUGCCAGCACACCUUCUGCGCCGUCUGCCUCAAGCUGAUCCUCAGGAAAGAGGAGAACACCUGGAUAAUCACCUGCCCUCUUUGCAGAAAGCCCACCUUGGUGUCAGGGGGGCUCAUCCGCACGCUCCAGGAUAAAGAGGACGUCCUGGAGCGCUUGGAGAGCCUCGAUUCAAACCCUGAGGUGUACGUCUGUGCCGUGGGGCUGGAUGGCAACAGCUGGACUCAGAGCAGCCAAGACAUUUUAAUCACAGAGGAAAACAGCCCAGCACACACCAGCCUGGCUGUGCAGAGACUCGUGCUGCUCCUGCUGCUUGGGGUGAUCCUCGCCAUGCUCAUCCUCCCAUUUAUGUACUCCGGGAGAGUGAAGUGGGUAAUUUGUCUCCUGCUUACUUUGGGGUUGCUCAUGUCUCUGAUGCUUUGCUGCACUCCUAAAUUUCACUGCAGGUGCAAGAAGGACUCCCCUGCCUCCUGUGACAAGGAGAUCCAGGUUGUUACUGUUGCCUGAAACAAUGAAUCUGCGAAUGGCAGAGAUCAGGGACUGGGCCAAGGUGCACGCUGGGCACACCAGUGAGUUAUGGACUUAAAGCAAUCUCUCAGAAAAUAAAUUCAACAGUUGGCUGAGCUGGCUCAAUGCCAAUGCACAUUGUUGUUAAAUCUCAUUGCUGCAAACAAAAUGAACUACAUAUAUGUUGAUA